Molecule: messenger RNA, 748 nt
Organism: Ricinus communis (castor bean)
Lineage: Eukaryota; Viridiplantae; Streptophyta; Magnoliopsida; Malpighiales; Euphorbiaceae
Product: bet1-like SNARE 1-1
Exons: 6
Coding region: 204-572 (122 amino acids)
Source: RefSeq, a predicted model, not a curated record
UCACCUUACGCAAGUCACCGGGACCCAUUCCACAAAGUUUCACUCUCUAUCUAUAUAAGAAAAAGUAUAAAAAUCCUACCAAGCCACUUCAUCUUCCGUAUUUUUCCCCAUUCACUGUCUACUCAGCAGGAGAAAGUUUCCAGCUUCCCUCCAAAGAACGGAAUAGAAGCAGAUAAAUAACAGAUUAUCGUGAUCUUUCGGCCAUGAAUUCUAGAAGAGAUGUCCGUACCAGUAGAACUGCUCUAUUUGAUGGCAUUGAGGAGGGUGGCAUCCGGGCCUCAUCUUCUUACUCCCAUGAAAUUGAUGAGCAAGAUAAUGAAAGAGCUAUGGAAGGUUUGCAAGAUCGAGUCAUUCUUCUGAAGAGAUUGUCAGGUGAUAUUCAUGAGGAGGUGGAGGGUCAUAAUCGAAUGCUAGACAGAAUGGGCAAUGACAUGGAUUCAUCCAGGGGAGUCCUAUCAGGAACUAUGGAUCGAUUUAAAAUGGUGUUUGAGACCAAAUCAAGCAGGAGAAUGUUUACACUCGUGGCAUCGUUUCUUGUCAUAUUCCUUAUUGUAUAUUAUCUCACUAGGUGAUAAAAUUUAAGAUGGUGAUACAGGUACUAGUCCUAAGUUUGAACUGUACUCGAUUUUAUGUGGUUGCUAUAAUCAAUGGUUAUUCCUGCUCGUGAGAUGUGCAGGGGUUUAUGUAAAGAUGUUGCAAUACAUCAAACGCUUGUUGACUGUAUGGAAUAGGUGCAUGUUCAAUCUCA